AUGGCUCAACUCCAAAGCAACACCAGGAACUCGUUACACUUUUCUUCCAAUAGUUUAUACCAAGAACAAGACGAAACACCUCGUUCCAUUCCAAAUGUUGGGAAUGACGAUGGUGUUCAUUCUUCAAUGGUUGUGAGGGCACAAUCAUUCAUGGUUCAUUCAACCAGCGUGUUCAAUAGUGGAAUGAGUGCUUUUGGACAACGAUCUGCCAUUUCAGCAACCUCCCUCAGCAACACCUCUUCAGAUGCGAUUGGUUCUAAUGGAUCUUUUUCCAAGCAACUAUUAGAAAAGAUGAUCAAUUUCCUCGUUUCUCUCAACUCAAAGAAGCCAAAACAAGACUCUUGGAAGAGUGUUUUAAUGUGUCUCCUUCUCAAUGGUUAUCUUUUAUAUUGUACAGUGAUAUUAAGUUCAGUGCUAUCGACCCUCUAUGAAGAAGGAACUGUUAGUAGUAGUUUUGGAGUGAAUGAUGAUUCCUAUAAUGCCACGAACACCACCACCACUACCAAUUCCUCCCUCUCGAAAGGACAUGCUCCCAUGUGGGGUGUUGUAGCAGGUUGGAUUCAACGCGCACUAUUUUACCCUUUGAAUUUUGGAGCUGAGCACUACCCGUAUCAAGUGGUGAUUGCUCUCUCAGCGAGUGGUGUCUUUCUCGAACUAUGCACUCUCUUCAUGUAUUAUGUGUUCUACAUGCUUUUGAGUCGAGGACAUCGAUUCAGUGAAAAGAUUAAGAAAAUAGCUCUUCCUUUCACUCAACUCAUGUUACCUCUUUCGAAUUGGAUGAUUUGGCUACAUUGUAUUCCCAUGUCCACUUCCUUUACAAGUUCGAACAAUGAAUACUUUCCAUCCAUUGCGAAUCAUUCAAGGUUGAAUAUUGUGUUUAUCGUUGUUGGCAGUGUUGGAGUGUUGUUGAAUAUCGUCAUUGGUUGUAUUGGUACCAUGGUGACCUGUGAGACCAUUCCACCCAUAGAAACUAAAUUUGCAUGCUUUACCAUGGAUCGACCUGACGCUUGGAUGGUCAUUACCUUAUUGAAUCAAAUCUCUGUGGUUUUAACAGUCGUAUUGAAUACCAAUAACGUGAUUGCUUCAUCAGUAGUCAAAUUUAUUUUGAGUGCCUGCGUGGUCAUUUACUUUGUUCGUCGCUGUCCUUACUUUAAGAUUUGGGAAAAUGGAAUUGUGUUGGGUUGUCUCUUGGCAAAAACCUUUGGAAGUAUUGGACCUCUCAUUACAAGUGCCAUCCAACCCUACAUUACCACUCAAUUAGAGUCCAUGGGUGGAUUGAUGUUUGGAGUCACAUGUUCCUUGCAAUUACUUGGAUUGGUCGUUGGUGGUGUUGCACUCUCGAUCUAUCUUCGAAUUUUGGUGAAAUCUGUCAAGAAUUUCAUGAGUAAAACGAUGAAAGAACUUCCAGACAAGUCCAGUGCUUUUCAAAUCUAUUCCACUUUCGAGGCACGAAAAUCCCUGAAUCAAUUAGUUCUCUUUUUGAGACUCUCUAUUGCGAGUGCUUUUUCGGAAUCUCCUUCUGCCCUUGAUGUUUCCAUUCAAUUUUUAAAGAAUUGUGGAAACAAAUCAUUUUCCAAUGUGGAUUUCCUUCUCAUCAGUGCACUCAUUGAAGCUUUUUAUUCCUCUCAUGAAGAUGUGUAUACUUCCAACACUCAUGUCAUGAAUAUGUUGAUUAAUGCAAAGAAAAAUAAUCCCUCACAUUUUCAAAGGUACUUGAUCAUGUUGAGAUUUAAGGAAUUGGAAAUCAAUAUGGAGAAGGUAUCUGGAAUGAAUAUUGAGGUAAGACAAGCGUUGCAAAGCAUUCAAAAGAAACAAGAUGUUCUCUUCUAUUUUCACAAGGAAUUCUUUAAAGAACUAUUAAGUGAAAAGCCCUCUCAAACCAAGUUAUUGAACUUGAAUCGAUCAGCCACCAAAUUAAUGAGUGAUUGUGAGAGCAGUUAUCGAACCCUCUAUGCCAAGCAUCCCAAUGACAAGAUUUUGUUAAGAUUUUACGCCUCUUUUUUAGAGACCUUUCAAUGGGAAAAUGAAGCUGCCAAUGAACUCAAAGAAGAAGCUAAUUCUGCCGAUGAUGACGACCACCUCAAAAAACAACCCAUCGCUGCUCAGGAAUCGCUUCGAACGAAUGCCAUACAAUCUAAAAAGUUUAAUAACAAAGUGCAUCCCAAUGUUGUCAUUCCUUCUUCGUCAUACAAGAAUAAGUUGUCCUCAGUGGAUAAAAUCAUCGAUGAAGAAAUUACGGAAAGAAGAUCGAUGGAUGAGGAAGAAGAUCGAUGGGAAUCUGUGAGUCAUGCUGGAGAAAUAGAUAAGAAGGAAAAUGUCUUACGGUUGGCCAUUAAUUCAAAGGAGGAGAAUAGUGCAGCCAAAACUUGUUUUUCUCUCUUUGUGUUGCUUUCCCUUGUGGUGGUGCCAACCUUAUUUGCAGCAUCAAGCAUUACUUUGAGUCAAAUCUCGGUACGAGUGGCUUUGGAAGAGAAAGUGUGCUCAUUGAGUGGAAUUCCUCAUUUAAUUAUUGCUCAAAUUCGUUCCGUUCAGUCCAAAUUUAGAUGUUCUUUCACACCCGAAAAGAAAGCUGACUUGCCCUUUGUAGUCGCAAAAGCAAAAGUUCAAAUUGAAAGUUUGCUUGAAAAAGUGAAUCGUGUGAAAGAAGCUUCUCUCUCAAAUGAAUUCAUUCCAGAGGUCGUGAGUACCUUCACGGAGGUCAAGUGGCCCUACCUAAUUCCAAUUAAGCAAAAAGAUGAAAAUGCAUCGCCACUAUUCGAAACAGCAAAUUCUUCCAUAAGCCAAUAUAUUGAUUUAAUUCUCGACCAGGGACCACAAAUUUUAACCAUGAUGAAUGAUUUGGAAGCUUAUCUCGAUCGAAGAGAAAUGACCAAUGCCUUUGACAGUUUUUGUUCAUCAUUUAUUGAAAGCUCGAGAAAACAGGUCAGUGAUGGAGGUGUUGUAUUCUAUAGUAUCUGUGGAUCUGUUUUGGCACUCUAUUUGGCGUUUUGCGUUGUAUUUCUUGUUGUGAUGAGAUUCUACUUGAAACAAAUCGAAACCAUUGUGAAGAAUAUUUUUUUGAACUUACCAAAGGAGGAAAGUGGACGAGUGUUCCAUAGCUUGGAUCUCAAAACGAAUCAACAUUCCCACAAGGAGAAUUCCUCUAUUUUCACAUCAUAUUUUAUUUUUAUGCUACUCACAUGUUCAAUAAUUGCCAUUAUUUUAAUCGCAAGCGUGUUAAUCAUCAUUGAAUUUGAGAGUAAUGUUUCAACCUCCUCAUCUACCAUGGAAACUGUGAGCUUACUCAAUACUGUCAUUCGAACGUCUAUGAGGGUAAAUUUUAGACUCAACGAGCUUGUCCUUAAAAGUAAACUCAUGAAGAUGUCAUGGGAGACUGUAAAACAAGAUAACAUGAACGAACUUAGAAAGUGUGAUAAAGCUUGGAGAGAGAUUAGUGCGGGAGGAGAGGACACUGGAUAUCAAUCACCCAUUGCGGGAGUAUCGCCAAAAAUUGACUUGCUCAUGAAAUUUACUUGUAAUACCAGUACUUUUUCAACAAAUUCAACACAACUUUCCAAUUUGACCUUGUCCUUAGAGGAGGUGGAUCUUUCCAUUCAAUGCAAAGGAAUGGAUCAUUUGGUCUCUGAAUUCAUUUCUUGCGCCAUUGAAUUGAAUAACGAUUAUUAUUCCAAUUAUUAUGAUCAACAGAGAGCGACUGACAUUUACUUUAAGGACAUUUACUUUUUAUCUCUUUCAUUUGCAGAGAAAUCCUUCGACUUUAUUUCCACCUAUGUCUCCUUUGCAAAGAAUUCAUCCAUAAGUUUAUCGAUCGCAAUGUUUUCAAUUAGUUCUGUAUUUUGCUUGAUGUUGUUGUUUUGGAGUUAUUCCAAUCUUUCCAAAUAUUGGAAUGAAAAACACAAUGUGAGAUUAAUGUUAAAUUAUAUCAGUUGGGAAGUUAUGGAUCAAAAUGAAGACUUGAAGCAGUAUGCAAUGACACAUCAAAUUCCAAACAAAUAUCCUCGAUCGAUUCAAAAGCUCUCUGAUCGUUGGAGUCUUUCCAAGCUUACAUCCACCAUUGAAGACGAUCCAUUGUCCAUGACAAAAUCCAUCAUGAACGCAGCAGCUGAUGGAUGCAUUAUUUGCACUACAGAAGGUACAAUCAUUGUUUUUAACAAAGCUGCCGAAAAUAUGUUUGGAUAUCAACAAAGUGAGUUGUUGGGAGCUUCAUUGAUUUCACUUUUUUCUGAAGAGGAGAAACAAAAGAUUGAAAAGUCCGUAUUUUCAAUUACUGCUUCUCGAAAUGCAUUCCAUGAAACAACGGAAAUGAUGCCAAUCCGAAAGAACAAGACAAGCUUCUCAGCUUCAGUUUCAAUAUCCGUCAGCUUUUUCAACAAGAAAUCUUUCAUUGCAUGUUUUGUGAAAGACAUAACCACCGAGAGGAAACAAGCAGCUCUUAUUAGUGAAGAAAAGAAGAAGAGUGAAGAAUUGUUACUGAACAUUUUACCAUUGCCAGUGGCCAUUCGUCUCAAACAAGGAGAAACCUCCAUCUGUGAAGUUUAA
Messenger RNA from Naegleria fowleri, 4539 nucleotides. RefSeq lists its product as uncharacterized. The coding region runs from base 1 to 4539 and encodes 1512 amino acids. The record is from RefSeq and is a predicted model, not a curated record. The transcript has 2 exons. Lineage: Eukaryota; Heterolobosea; Eutetramitea; Acrasida; Naegleriidae.